Molecule: messenger RNA, 4875 nt
Organism: Aspergillus sclerotioniger CBS 115572
Lineage: Eukaryota; Fungi; Ascomycota; Eurotiomycetes; Eurotiales; Aspergillaceae
Exons: 3
Coding region: 203-4798 (1531 amino acids)
Biological process (GO): deadenylation-independent decapping of nuclear-transcribed mRNA
Cellular component (GO): P-body
Molecular function (GO): protein binding
Source: RefSeq, a predicted model, not a curated record
GUUCCUGUACUAUAGUCCAUCCUUCGUCUUUUGGUAUUCUUGCUAUUCUGCUUGCAUUCCUUUCUUCUUCCGCGAGCUUUCGUGUCCUGUUUCUCGCGCUCUCUUUCCUUCGUCGCUUGUUGGCUCUCGAAAGAGAGCUCUGCACCACUUUGGAGCUUGGAUUUCGUUUGGAGGUCGCCUUAUUCCACGGCGAGUGACAGAAAUGUCCACCCCCAAUGAUCUUCAGGCCCUGCUGGCCAGCAUCAGGCCGCGCCCCUCGCCAUCGGGCACCCCUGCUCAUGAUCCUCCCAUGCCACAGCAGCACCCUGGCCAGUACCAGGCUGGUUACCGCCACCAGCACCAGCACCAGCAGUUCCAGCCACCCUAUGAGGGCCACGGUCAGAGCUACCCUCACCCUCACCUGCAACCCCAGCACCUUCACCAACACGGCUACCGUCACCCUUCCGUCUCGUCGAACAUUCAUAGCCCUUCGCCCGUUAAUACUCCGCCUCACCAUGGCUCGGAUAUUCUUAGUCCUAAUGUUCCGACGCCUCGUGCCGAGAUGUAUGCCCAGCAGCAUCAUCAUCAGCCCUUGCCUCAAAACCCCGACCGUGCGGUCAACCUCUUGAACCUUUUGAAGUCCAACCAACCCCCGACCGCUUCUGUCCAGCAGCAGCAGCAGCAGCUGGUGGUCGCGGGCAUGGAUCAGGCUAUGUACCCCCAGGCGCGUGCAUCUGCCCCGGAGGAGGCGUCCCAGGCCCACGCGAGAAAUAUCUCCGCGUCCGACCUGGUCGCGUCCCUUUUUGGUGGACAGGGUCAAUCCACUGCCCCACCUGUGAGACCGGCGGGUACUCACCCUGGCCAGCUUGGCUCUGUGGGUGCUGGGUCUGGCGUCGCAGAGAGCUCCUCGUCCGCUGCUCCGACUGCGGAGCAUACCCAGGAGAUGUUGCUUCGUCUGCUGAACCGCCCCAAGCCUGCUCGGGACGUGUUGGAGGGUCCGGUGAGACCUGUUUCUCAAUCUCCCUCCGUUGUUUCGCCCGUCAAGUCUCCUGUGCCUGAGGUCGAGUUGAGUAACAUUCUGACGCCAUCUGAUCAGGUUGUCGAGGAAACCUUCGCCCGUCCGGAGGAGCCUAUAUCUGGGAGACUGGACAAGUCUUCUUCCGGAAAGGAGUCGAUGUUUACCUACGUCAACCCGUUUGAGCAGCUAGCUGCCGCCUCCCCUCGAAACGGGACUCCUCAACCUAAGUCUCGGAGUGAGAGUCCGGCUGUCGAAAUCAUGAAGAACAAGAAGGUCAGCAUUGUUACUAAGGCUGAGACCGCGCCGGUACCCGACCCUGUGGAGACUCCCGAGGUUGGACGCGUCGCGUCGCCCAUGCUGGCCGGAGAACAGAGAGAAGCUGUUACUCAGGUGGUCGACAAGCUCGUGGAGGAAAUAAGCCGUGAAGUUGAUAGUGCCGCUUCCGAGUCUGCCGAGGAGAAGGUGUCUCGGGUCGCAACAGCUCAAGAAGACAGCACGCAAGCCGUGCUCUCAUCUAUCGCUUCCCACCUGCGGGAGACUGCCGCGGAGGCGAAGGAGCAGACGGAAGUCACUGACAAGAAGGUGGAGAAAGAGGAUGCUGGAGCCGCCACUAUGUCUGCUGCUGCGAAGGAGACUUCCAACAGUGGCAGCGGUGAUGCGCUGGCGGACAGCUGGGAGAGCGCGGAGGACAGUGCUGAAAAGGAGGAAGAGCGUGUCGUCUCAGUGCACAACUUCCCCCUGAAGCCCUUUAUCUCCAUCAUUGUCAAGGCCCACGCCGGGAAAUUGGCAACUCUCAGAGAUGACGGCAUUAUGGACAUCGCGCGGCUGAAGAAGGACUUUGAUCAGUUGGAUCGCUCGUUGACGUCCGCGACUUCCGACUACAUCGUCUAUGCUUUGGCGAAGAACGGAGGCAUGCGUAUCAUUCGCCAGGACGAUGGAAGUGAUAAACAGGUGUUCCGUUCGGUUCGAGACCGAAUUUUCAACGUUGCUGUCUGCACCUCGCAGGCGGCAACUGGCCGCAGCACCGAGGAGCAGGCGCUGCUGGGAAUUGGCGUGAGUGGUGCCGUUUACUGGGUCUUGAUCUCUCGCACGGACAAGGAUCUCUUUGAACUGGACGCCCUUGAGAGUGAGAGUCUCAUUUUCCCGCCCUUCCCUGCUUCGGACGAGAACACUUCGGGUGGCCAGCUGAAAACGCGGGCUAAACGGAGCUCUCGUCACCCCGGUUUCUUCGCCAUCGGCCGUGGCAAGAACAUCUACGUGGUCUCUCCCCAGGCUGCUAUGAACCCGAGCUACGGUGUAUCGGGCCCCCAACGCAUCGUUAACAGCGAGAAGUUCUUCAAGGAGCGUGCUUUGAAGAUCUCAACCGGCAAAGCAGGCAAGGACUUCAUGUUCAGCGAUGAUGAUACGGUGAUAGCAUCCCUUGAUAAAACCGGUCGACUUCGCUUCUGGGACAUUCGCGAGGCGGUUAGCAAUCCGGCUUUCUUUGCCUCGGGUCCUGGCCCGGCUGAGGUCCGGGUUCCCUUGAACACCUUUGUUACUGGUUCGCCCGCUGAGAAGUCGUGGCCCACCUCGGUGCUGUUCAUCGACAAGCUGCGGCCGUAUGUGAAGUCGAUGGCACUGCGUUACGUGUUGGUGGGACUGAAGCAGAACCACACCCUGCAGCUCUGGGAUAUUGGGCUGGGCAAGGCUGUGCAGGAGCUCAAGUUUCCCCAUGAGAAUGAGUCGGACGCCAUCUGCAGUGUCGCCUACCACCCGGCUUCGGGCAUCGUCGUCGUCGGACAUCCCACGCGCAACUCCAUCUACUUCGUCCACCUCUCUGCCCCCAGAUACAACCUGCAGGCCAUGUCACAGGCCUCCUUCAUCAAGCGCUCGGGCGAGAAGGAUAGCACCUUGCCUAAGCCAGAAUCCACUGCAUGCAUGAGCGGCAUUCGGGAGAUCUCCUUUGCUUCGAAGGGCCAGCUGCGCAGCUUGGACCUUCUUCCAGUGACCAAGAGCGCUGGCGAAGAGAGUGGCCUGUUUGAACUCUACGUGAUGCACUCGCGCGGAGUAACCUGUCUCAACAUCAAGAAGGAGGACUUGGGAUGGACCUCGGACAACAAAAUCAUUCGCCCUGUGAACGCACUAGAGGAAGGUCUCAUCGACAUUGCCGAGUUGCAAACCUUCCCCACGUAUGUGGCGGACGAGCCAUCGGUCAACGGCGAUUCAGUCCCUACGCCCACCAAGCCCGCGGCCAAGGAGAUCGCAAAGAAGGUUCCGGAAUUGAACACGGAGGCUACCACCGCCGCCGGUCCCAGCUCUUUGCGUACUCAGUCACCCACCAAGCUGGUGACUAUUAAGAAACCGGGCCAGGAGCAGGCCGAGUCCGUCGCCACCACCAACACUGAGAAAGCUGAGAAGAAAAAGAAGAAGAAGAACGCUACGUCGCCGGCCACCACGGCUGAAACCUCCGUCAAAGGCAAGGAACCCGCGGCUGCGAACGAGUCACUUCCCGGUGACUUUGCUGCCACUGUUCAGACUCCUGUGAGCGGCGAACAAUUCGGCAGUGAUGCACAGAAGGUACCCGUUGAGUCGGCACCCAUCUUGACUCCGGCUCCCGCCGCCACAGAUGAUUCGGCCGCUAUCAUCAACCAGCAUUUGGAGGCCCUGCAGACCGGUGUGUCUUCGGAGUUCAACAAGAGCCUUGGCCGUGAAAUCGAAGGACUGUAUCUCCGCUUCGACGAAGAACGUCGCAACUGGGAUGCGGCCUCGGCGGCCAAACAGGAUCAAGUUCUGCGCCUGGUCUCCAGCACCCUAUCUGACAAUGUGGAGAAGAACCUGGCCCGCAUCGUGUCGAGCAGCAUCCAGAGUGACGUGGUGCCUGCCUUGACCGAGGUCACGUCCGCCGCCGUUGGGAAGCAGCUCAACACAGUUGUGGCUCAGCAGAUGGGAGGUGUUAUCCCCCGUGAGUUGCGACAGGCUCUGCCUGAAGCCGUGGGUCGUGCCGUCCAGCAGCCUGAAUUGAUGAAAGUGUUGUCGGAUGCCGUUGGCCAGAAGCUGGCGACCCAGGUCGAGAAUGAGAUUUCUAAGGCUGUCCACAACACCAUCACCCCCGCUUUCAGGAACGUUGCUGCGCAGACUGCGGAGAAGGUCACCAUUGUCAUGGAGAAACAGAUGCAGGCCCAGGCAAGGCAGUUUGAAUUGCAGCGCCGGAAUGACGCCACCAAGAUCGACCAACUCACCUCGCUCGUGCGUGAACUCUCUGAGACUGUGGCGGCCAUGGCGGUGGUACAGACCGAGCUUCGGAGCGAGGUCUCAAAGCUCAACAGUAACUUGGUGCCCAAGCCCAAGCCGGAAGUCGAACAGGUGGAGCAGCCCGUGGUAUCUGCGGCCCCCGUUUCUAGAACCGCCGAGCAAGCCGAGAUGGAAGACAUUACUCAGUUGAUGAGCCAGGGUCGGUACGAAGAGGCUUCCGUCAAGUGGAUGCAAUCCUCUCAGCAGGCCGAUUUGUUCGACAAUCUUUUUGUCCGCAUGAACCCCUCCUAUCUGACUAGCCUUUCGCCCAUUGUGGGCCUGUCUGUUGGUGUUGCCGUGACGUCGUCGUUGCAGACCCACGUCAUGGAGCGUCUGGCUUGGUUGGAAGUCGUCCUUCAGAUAGUUAAUCCGAUGGAUCCGGAUAUCCGCGACCUUGUACCCCAAAUCAUGGACAUCCUCAUUUCACGGUUGGAGGUCUUGUACAUGUCUGUUGCAGAGAAGUCGCCCCAUGAUCCGAUCACUCGCAAGAUUGCACCUCUUUCGCGCCGUGCCCGGCUGCUGAAGGGAUAAAAGUUGAUUUGCGCAAGGCCCACGUAUUGGUUUAAUGAAUAAUGCACGGGAAUGAGAAGACACGGGGAUAUGUAUGA